Messenger RNA from Exophiala viscosa, 1970 nucleotides. RefSeq lists its product as uncharacterized. NCBI's taxonomy places the organism in Eukaryota, Fungi, Ascomycota, Eurotiomycetes, Chaetothyriales, Herpotrichiellaceae. The record is from RefSeq and is a predicted model, not a curated record. The coding region runs from base 66 to 1952 and encodes 628 amino acids. The transcript has 3 exons.
UGUGAUUGUAUCCAACUUGGAAUACCUAUUGUUCAAACUUGUGUAAAGAUACCUCACCUUCAAACAUGGGUUCAGUUGGAGCAGAAGCCCCUCGAGCAAGGCCCAUUCGGGUGGCUGGAUGUUCCGGUGGUGUAUACGACCGCAAAAGAGCCAUCCACGACAUGGCGAAGAAUGAAGACGUGGACAUUAUCACGGGUGACUGGAUGUCAGAGUGCAAUAUGACUCUCCGUGGCUCGGACAAGCGUGAUCGCAUGGCGCAAAAAGCCAUGAACUCCGGGUCUUCUGUAGCUCGUGGGUACGAACCCUAUUUCCUGGAAGAAUUGGAUCCUGCCAUCCCAUGGCUGGCGAAACGAGGAGUCAAAUUAUGCGCGAACGCCGGAGCAAGUGAUGUCCCAGGUUUGGUUGAGGCAGUGGAAGAGCUUAUCAAGAAACACGGGGUGGACUUGAAAGUUGGUUGGGUCGAUGGAGAUGAUGUUACAGAUGCUGUCCUAGAUCUUUAUAAAAAGGGUGAACAAUUCCCAAAUCUUCCAGCCAACAAAAACAUCUCAGAAUGGGGCUUCGAGCCGGUUUGUGCUCAAUGUUAUCUGGGUAGCACCGGUAUUGCGGCUGCCUUCGCUGGUGGAGCGGACAUCGUACUCUGCGGCCGUGUUGCAGAUGCCAGCCCCACGAUUGGCGCAGCCAUGUGGUGGCAUGGCUGGAAUCGUGAUGACAAUGUCAAAGAGUUGGCAGGGUCGUUGAUGAUCGGACACAUCAUUGAAUGCAGCACCUACGCUACUGGAGGCUACUAUUCUGGCUUCAAGGACCUGGGAAUCAAAGAUACCGACAUGGGCUAUCCGAUCGCUGCCAUCGACCACAACGGCGAGGCUGUGAUCAGUAUGGAAAAGGGCAAGCAUGGCCUGGUAACAACCGCCACUAUUGCUAGUCAACUGCUCUACGAGAUUCAGGGACCUUUGUACUACAACUCCGACGUGACUGCAUCGAUCGAAGACAUAAAAUUGGUCCAGGUGGGCACAAAUGCUGUUCACGUCUCCGGUGUGAAGGGGCUACCAGCUCCGGCCACAACAAAAGUCGGCAUUACCGCCAAAGGAGGCUAUCAGGCUGAAUUUCACUUCUAUCUGACUGGCUUAGAUAUUGAAGAGAAGGCUGCAAUGGUCGAACGCCAGACGAAAGCGUUGAUGGGUGACCAUCUCAAGAGAUUCUCUUGUUUGAAAUUCAUGGUUGCCGGCGCUGUGCCUCAAGAUCCACAAUCUCAAGAAGAAGCCACUGUGGACAUGCGAAUUUUCGCCCAGACUCGUGAUCCAGAUAUUCUGAGUGGGAAUUCCUUCGUCGAUUCGGAUCGUGGAUCAUUCGCCAGAUUUUGCAUUGAGAAUUUGCUUCAAGGUUAUCCAGGCUCCACAAUGGCGCCAGACAUGCGGACAGCAAUUGGAAGGCCAUUCUUCGAGUACUGGGUUGCCUUGAUGCCCCAAACAUACGUGCAGGAAACAGCACAUCUCCCUGAUGGCACUGUGGUUAAUAUCUCACCACCAAGUAACACGAAGAUGUACGAACGAGAGCAACCUUCAUACGACACUCAAGAUCCAGUUGACUUGUCACAAUAUGGUCCAACCACCCGGGCGCCUCUCGGGCACAUAGUCAUGGGACGAUCUGGAGACAAAUCGUCAAACGCUAACCUGGGUCUUUUUGUCCGACAUGACGAUGAGUGGGACUGGUUCCGCACAGUCCUGAGCACUUCGAAGCUGAGGGAGCUGUUGGGCAAGGACGACAAGGGUAAACAAAUCGAUCGAUGCGAGUUCCCAAACAUUCGGGCUGUGCAUUUCCUGUUGAAAGACCAUCUGGACAGAGGGUUCAAUUCGACAAGUAGCUUUGACAGUUUGGGCAAGAACUUAUGCGAGUAUAUUAGGUGCAGAUAUAUUGACAUCCCCAACAAGUUCUUGGAGAGAGGCAGAGUAUGAAGGGCAGUUUGUAAAUAC